AUGCAUGCCUCCUCAAGGACAAGAAGCUGGCCUGCCAACAUCGGAUCCAACCCCAUGUCCUGCUCGGCGACCGAAGCGGCGGAAUCGCCCGCCCCCUCGCCAGACGAUCCGAUACCCUCCUCUGACACCCCAAAACGCGGCGUUUCAGGGUCACCUUACCUGGUGCAGGGUCGGUCGGAUCGGACAGAGAGGAUUCCUCCCGAGGUUCCUAGGAACCCCUCCCGCGACGGCCACCCGCAGUUCCAAGCUGAAAGCAAGCCCGCCGACUGUGUCCCCACGUCGGCGACGCCUGGCUCGUGGGAUGCCCUGUUGCGCCGCUAA
This is a messenger RNA of Thermothelomyces thermophilus ATCC 42464, 321 nucleotides long. RefSeq lists its product as uncharacterized. The record is from RefSeq and is a predicted model, not a curated record. The transcript has 3 exons. NCBI's taxonomy places the organism in Eukaryota, Fungi, Ascomycota, Sordariomycetes, Sordariales, Chaetomiaceae. Bases 1 to 321 code for a protein of 106 amino acids.